Messenger RNA from Gadus chalcogrammus (walleye pollock), 2813 nucleotides. Its product is annotated as phospholipase B1, membrane-associated-like. Gene Ontology annotation, cellular component: brush border membrane. Gene Ontology annotation, molecular function: A2-type glycerophospholipase activity; retinyl-palmitate esterase activity; phosphatidylcholine lysophospholipase A1 activity. Gene Ontology annotation, biological process: phospholipid metabolic process. NCBI's taxonomy places the organism in Eukaryota, Metazoa, Chordata, Actinopteri, Gadiformes, Gadidae. The record is from RefSeq and is a predicted model, not a curated record. The transcript is spliced from 31 exons. Bases 143 to 2650 code for a protein of 835 amino acids.
AAUUAUGUUGUGUCUGUCCAAAAAAAUUAAGAUUUUGUUUCUGUUGGCACAGUUGCAAAAACAUGUUUAACGGUUUUCACGUCUGCAUCAGGACGGCAGGGUUGUGUCUGAGGGACAAGCAAGGCGGCUGACUGACCGGCUGAUGGUACAGACGCUGACCAGCCUGCUCCAGCGCCAAGCUGGCCAGCCCAGCAUGGAGGACCAUGAAUUGAUCAUCACAGUUCCCUGUCCCAGUGAGGACCGCCCCUUCCUCCGGACAGAGGGGAACUCCCCCUCCACUCGCCACACAGAGGCCUCCCCUCUCCUGAAACUGUUCACCGGCACAGAGAUGCCCUGCACUGAUCUUGGCCGCUCCCCCUCCCCACCCACCUCAGUCCAUGCCCUGCGUCCGGCAGAUAUCAGAGUCGUGGCGGCAGUGGGAGACUCUUUAACAGCCGGCAAUGGCAUCGGAUCAGCUCCGAGUGACGUACUGGACGUUCUGCGUCAAUACAGGGGCUUGUCUUGGAGCAUUGGCGGAGACGAAAAUCUGACCACUGUCACCACUUUGCCAAAUAUCUUGAGGAAUUUCAACGCUGAAUUAAUUGGAUACUCUGUUGGAAUGGGCAAGGAGGACACGCCAAACGCUUUCCUCAAUCAGGCUGUGGCCGGGGCAAGAAGCAAGGACCUUCCAAAACAGGUGCAAGCCCUGGUGAACAGAAUGAAGAGUGAUCCUAGCAUCAACUUUGAAUCCGACUGGAAGGUGAUUACCAUGUUUAUUGGGGGGAAUGAUGCCUGCGACAGCUGCAAAAAUUCGCUCUUCUUUUCGGUGGAUAAUUAUCUGCGGCAUGUUAGCGAGAGCCUGGACUACCUUCAUAAAGAGGUUCCACGGGCUCUGGUCAACCUGGUGGAGGUCCUCACCCUCCUUCCGCUGAGAACCAUGCACUCAGAACCCAACUCCAGAUGCCCCACAUGGCUGGUCAACAUAUUGUGUCCAUGUGUCAUCUCGCCAAAGACAGGCUCUCAAAGCCGCAAAGUGGUGGAGGAAUUAAUCAGAGGCUAUCAGAGUUCGCUCACUGAUCUUGUGGAGUCCGGUCGCUAUGACACCCAUUCCAACUUCACCGUGAUCAUCCAGCCUUUCAUUCGGGACAUUGAUCUCCCACUACAACCGGACGGGAGUCCUGACCGGUCUUACUUCAGCGCAGACUGCUUCCACCUCAGCCAGAAGGCGCAGACUUCGAUGGCUCGCUCCCUGUGGAAUAACAUGCUGGAGCCUCUGGGAUCAAAGACUUCAGUACAAGAUUUUUCACCUUAUCUUAAGCUGAGAUGUCCAUCAAAGGGUUCACCAUAUUUUAGAACUUACCAGAACAGCAACUACACUUACAAGGGGCCGGCUCCAACACCAGCACCAAUCACGAACUGGGGAAGUAACUUCUCCUGUGUGGACGUUAGCCCAUCUGCCUCUGUACCCACCUCAGUUCACAAGCUGCGGCCGGGGGACAUCAAGGUGGUGGCGGCCCUGGGGGACUCCACCACGUCCGGCACGGGAGCUAAGGCAAAUAGCGUGUUGCAGCUAAAGACAGAGUUCAGGGGAGUCUCCUGGAGUAUUGGAGGUGAUGCCACGCUAGAGACGGUCACAACACUACCAAACAUCCUUAAGAAGUUCAACCCAGCUCUAAAGGGUUUCUCCAAAGGUCGGUUUGCGAAACAGAGGGGCUUCAACAUGGCUGUGGCCGGUGCCAAGACAAGUGACCUCCCAUCUCAGAUCCAGGCUCUAUUUAAGGCUAUGAAGGAAGAUCAGAAGGUGGAUUUUGACAACGACUGGAAGCUUGUGACAAUAUUCGUUGGCACGAAUGAUCUUUGCAACUACUGCAUGGACCAAUAUAACCUGUCAGCAAAGAACUACAGUCACAACCUCAAGAUCAGCCUGGACAUGCUUUACAAUCAGAUGCCAAGGGUAAUGGUGAAUGUGGUUGAGAUUGUGCAGAUUGAUCCACUGAGAAAAGUGAAGAAGAAUGACCUUGUCUGUUCACUAUUGCAAAGCUCCAACUGUCCCUGCCUAAUGAUCACCGAGGACAACUCUCCAGAGCUGCAGACGAUCAAACGAGUCAACAAGGAGUAUCAGGCUGAAUCUCGCAAACUUAUCUCGGGAGAUCUAUACGACAGACGGGAAGACUUCACCGUUGUCCUUCAACCCUAUUUGCGCAACUCAUUUAUCCCUUAUAUCGGGGUAGGCCAGGCCGACCUGAGUUUCUUUUCAGUGGACUGCUUUCACAUCAGUGAGAGAGCGCACGCAGAGAUGGCCAUUGCCCUGUGGAAUAACAUGUUGGAGCCUGUGGGCCAAAAGCAGGAAUACAACAACUUCACAUAUGACCCCACCAAAGUGCACUGCCCUUCCGAGGAUCAUCCCUUUCUGUUUACUAAGUUGAACAGCCUUCCGAGUUCACCGUUGCCCCCUACAACCGGUGUUCCAGUCAAUACCCAAACAACCAUCACUCCUGAUCCCGCGGACCCUUUGACCCAGUGUGCCCCCCCCCUCCCAGUGUGGGUGCCAGUGGUCGUGGCAUUUGCAAGCUUGCUGAUUGGUGUCGUUAUCAGCCGACUAUUUUUCUCCUUCCAACAGCGUUCGAAAAAGAAUAACAAUAAUGUAGAAAUGGAAAGAACUGGUCUUUAAUGACAUGCUACAGAAGGACAGAUAGAUGUACGCAGAUUUGGAUACACAAUAAGUAUUGCAGUGCGUAUGGAGUAUUGUGUCGCAUGGCGCAAAGUAUAUAAAUUGUAUGGUAAUUAUACUGUAAAUACUGCAGAGAAUAAACAUUUUUGUUGCCAUAAUUAUU